AUGCCCGAGCGUCGCGUGGCUCGCAUCGAUGAGAAGCUUGCGCAAAAGCAGGAUGGUAUUCUCUGGUCGCUCGAGUUUUUCCCCCCCAAGACCAGCGAUGGUAUGGCGAACUUGUACGCGCGUAUUGAGCGCAUGACUGCGAAACUGCAUCCCGGCUGGGUGCACGUAACCUGGGGCUCGGGCGGCUCCACACGCGACAUCUCCUUGGAGCUUGCCGUGCGUGUCCAAAACGGCUUCUUUGACCCCUCGAUGAACUGGCGCGCUGAGCUGGACAAUAGCGGUCCGCGCACGGGCGGCUGUGACGUGUGUCUUCACAUGACGUGCACGGAUGUGGAGCGCAGUUUUCUGGACACGGCCUUGGCGGAUGCAAAGCGCUACGGCAUUUGCAAUAUCCUCGCGCUGCGUGGGGACCCGCCGCGUGGCGAGGAAUCCUGGAUUGCGACCGACCAGCAAUUCCAGACAUCGAUCGAUCUUGUCAAGUACGUUCGCAAGCAGCACGGUGAUGCGUUUUGUAUCGGCGUCGCUGGCUAUCCCGAAGGGCUGUCUGGCCACACGCCAGAGGAUGUUGCGCGCGAUAUCGGUUUCCUGAAACAGAAGCAAGACGCUGGUGCACAAUUUAUCGUGACGCAGUUUUUCUACGAGCCGGAAAAGUUUCAUACCUGGCACGCGCGCUGUCGCGCACACGGCAUUACGAUUCCCAUUAUUCCCGGCGUGAUGCCCAUCCAAAACUACCACAGUUUCCGGCGUAUGACAAACUUAUGUCGCCUGCAAGUGCCUACACCGCUGCUCGAGGCGCUAGAGCCGAUCAAGACGGACGAUGCGAGCGUCAAGGAUGUCGGCGUGCAGGUAGCGCACACGAUUGUGGAUCAAGUGCACAAGCAGGACCAAAUAGCCGCGUUUCACCUCUACACGCUCAAUCUGGAAAAAAGCGUCACGCGCGUCAUUACCGGGGCCAAAGCGGGCGCCGGAGAGUUGCGCGCUGAAAAAGGCGCGCUUGUGCGAUCGCCGGCUGACUGGGAAUGGGAUGAGUUUCCCAAUGGUCGAUACGGAGAUUCGCGCAGUCCUGCGUUCGGUGAGCUUGAUGGCUAUGGCGCAAGCCUCAAAGUGCCGCCGGAAGAGGCGAUGCGCCUUUGGGGCACGCCUGUAGACGAGUCCGAUAUCCGCCGCAUCUUUACCAACUACGUAAAAGGCAGUCUUGCGUGCAUUCCAUGGUGCGAUGUGCCUGUGUGGGACGAGACUGCGCCGCUACUUCCUGCACUCACGCGUUUGAACGACGGAAAAGGAUGGUGGACUGUGGGAUCGCAGCCCGCAGUGAACGGAAUCGAUAGCAGCGAUCCCACCUAUGGCUUCGGCCCCAAAAACGGCUUCAUUUUCCAAAAAUCGUUUGUGGAGAUGUUCAUGUCGGAAAAAGACAAGCGUGCCUUGGUCGAAAGGAUUGGACAGAGCGAAACGCCCAUCACUUUUUAUGCUGCUAUGCACGAUCCCGCAUCCUUCGAGACAAACGUAGGAGAACACGGGCUCAAUGCGGUGACGUGGGGUGUUUUCCCGGGAAAAGAGGUUGCCCAAUCGACCAUCAUUGAGGCGCAGUCAUUCAUGGCGUGGCGCGACGAGGCGUUUGCGAUUUGGCGUGAAUGGGAACUGCUCUUUCCGCCGCGAAGCGCCUCGCGAAAAUUUUUGCGUGCGAUCCAUGAUACGUAUUGGCUGGUGACGGUCGUGCAUCACGACUACAAGGAUGCAGAUGGAUUAUGGAGGUUUUUGACGCAAGCAUAG
This is a messenger RNA of Malassezia vespertilionis, 1770 nucleotides long. It is a transcript of the gene MET12, whose product is annotated as methylenetetrahydrofolate reductase [NAD(P)H]. NCBI's taxonomy places the organism in Eukaryota, Fungi, Basidiomycota, Malasseziomycetes, Malasseziales, Malasseziaceae. Gene Ontology annotation, biological process: tetrahydrofolate interconversion. Gene Ontology annotation, molecular function: FAD binding; methylenetetrahydrofolate reductase [NAD(P)H] activity. The transcript has a single exon. The coding region runs from base 1 to 1770 and encodes 589 amino acids. The record is from RefSeq and is a predicted model, not a curated record. Gene Ontology annotation, cellular component: cytosol.